Messenger RNA from Cololabis saira (Pacific saury), 4125 nucleotides. RefSeq names its product macoilin-1. The transcript is spliced from 11 exons. Bases 103 to 2043 code for a protein of 646 amino acids. The record is from RefSeq and is a predicted model, not a curated record. Lineage: Eukaryota; Metazoa; Chordata; Actinopteri; Beloniformes; Belonidae. Gene Ontology annotation, cellular component: rough endoplasmic reticulum membrane. Gene Ontology annotation, biological process: neuronal signal transduction.
CUCGUCAGGGAGGAUUUAUUUUUGCCCUCCUUUUUUCAACCGCCGCUGCUGCUGCUGCUGCGGUGUCACAAGAAACAGCACGGAGGAAGUAGAAGCCAUAAGAUGAAGAAACGCUAUGUGGACGCGAACAGGCUUCGGAAAAUGAAAAAACUGAAAAUCACGGAGAGGCUGUCUGAGAGUGCGUACACCUUCCUGAAGUUUAUGGUGAUGUGGACGCUGGUGCUGCUGGCAGAUUUCCUCCUUGAAUUCAGGCUGGAGUACUUGUGGCCAUGCUGGCUGUUCUUUGGGAGUGUGUACACCACUUUCCACUGCCAUGGGCUGGUUAUUUGUGUUGUUUUUGUUUGUGCUGCCUUCACACUGGAUAUCUUUUGUUUAAUUUUUGUUCCUUUGCACUGGCUAUUUUUUGUGGCGAGCACCUACGUUUUAUUCAAUUAUAUAUGGCAUACAGAGAAGGGUAUCUGUAUAUCGACAGUGUCCCUCUGGAUUCUGCUUGUGUACACGGAGGCUUCGCUGCGACUCAAAGAUCUUAAUACCUCUCAUCCCAACCUAUCUCAUCUUUUUGCUGCACACUGUAUUGGAUAUCCUGUAGUUUAUCUGGGGUUUGAUGCCACCUGCUACUUCACCAACAUUUUUAAGCUGCGCAUUCAAAAAGCCGUUCAAACUGAGAAUGACUUCCACAUGCACCUUCUUCAGCACUCGCUCCCGCCAGGUUUGCAGGUUUACUCCAAGACCGGCACAGAUGGCAGCAGCAACUCCAAAUGGAAGCUCAAGCCUGAGUCGGGUCAGUACCAGUGUCAGAACGGUGCCGUGGUGGCCCAUGACGACACGCACACUCUGGAAUGCCUCCAGAUCCGUAGCGAGGAGAGAGCAGCAGAGAAGGCAUCACAAGAAGUGAGGUCAGCAGAAUCCAACCGGCGGCCAGUAUCUUCCAAACCUGGAGUGGUUGAGUCCAAAGACCAGCUUCACAGCGGGGCUGGACGAGCAGAAUCAUCUACCAGCCCAGACAGUCUACCUCAGGAGGAGCAAGGAAGUAAAGCCACACGGGUGACAAAGAGCUCCUCACCAAAAGCCCGCAGAGGCAGCCCAAACACACCUUCACCACCUACAGGAAGGACUGAGAAGAAACAGAAGUCCAGUUUGAAAACAGCCAGUCCCAACAGGGAUCCAGGGGACAAGAGUGCCACAGUGGCUCAGAACUUUCACAGUGAACAGAUAAGCAAGCUGGAGGCAGAGCUGCGGAGGCUGAAGGGCGAGCUGCAGACAAGUAGGCAGAGUGAACAGGAGCUGCGAAGUCACAUAUGCAACUUAACCAACAGCGAAAGGAGCCUGAGACCUGAGGUGUCCCUUCUCAGACAGUCCAACAUGCUCCUGCAGAGCAAGAUUCUGUGCUUGACUAAAACCAAGCAGAGGGACAAGCAGACCAGCGUGAUGCUGGAGAAAAAGACCAGAGCAGAGGCAGAGGCCAGACUCACUGCUGAGAAACAGUUGGCUGAGCUUCAGGCUCAGAAACUGGAGGAGUCGGCAAACACAGCACGGAGUCUGACAAACAGGCAGGAACACUGUGAAACCCAAAUGUUAAGGAAAAGAGUUAAAGAUCUAGAGACAGAGUACAAACAACUACAGCUGGAGUAUCAAGUGAAAGAGAGUCGUGUGGUAGAGCUAGAGAGAGAUGUUGAGGGUUUGGGAAAGUACCACUGUGUGGAGAAAGAGACAGACAUGCUGCUGUCCACUCUGUCAGCCAUGCAGGAGAAAGCGCAACAUCUGGAGUACAACCUGAGCGCUGAGACUCGCAUCAAGCUGGACCUCUUCUCUGCUCUGGGAGACGCCCGCAGACAGCUGGAAAUCGCUCAAGAUAAAGUGAAGAAGCAGGACAGGGAGAUCCGUGAGAUGAAGCAGAAAAUUGCGGAGGUGAUGGCAGUGAGCCCUGGCAUGUCCUACGUCGCUCCUCGGCCCCAGAUGCCUCAGUAUCUCACCAAGUUACUCAACUCUGAGCGCUACCUGGUGAAUCCACGAGCACUGAUGUAUCAGUGUCUGAAGAAAUGAAAGGACACCAUGGAGCUUUAAUGGAUCUUCAUCCCUCCUUGUCAGGACCAGAGGAGUUUAUUACAGAGCUAAACGACACAGUGAACCCACCUGCUUCCAGUCACAAGUGGAAACGCUGUGAGGCUCCACAAGUCAAAUGCCUUCUGCACUGUUGGUGCUACCUUGAUAUUGUUUUUGAUAUUUUGACUUUCCUCCCGCGUCAAAGCUCUAAGGGUUUCACUCUAAAGCGAGGUAUCUAUUAUGCGAAGCUACUUUUGGCAGAAUUGUAACCCAUGAUCAUUAAACACAAAGUCAGGAUACAGCAGAGAGAAGCACAACAUCAUUGCUUGUUCAUAUCCUGGAUAUUCAUGGCGCGAUGGUCUGAUGAUGUGGAUGAUUCUACUCAAGUGAAAUAGGGAUGGGAUGGGCGAUGGGAAGAAUUGAGAUAUACCGAGAGUAUAUUCCUCCCAUCUGUGGAAAAAGGAAAAAAUGACCAAUGUCUACACCUGUCAUUUGGUGUAACCAGAAAGUUCCCCGCUGCAGCUGUUCAGUAUUUGAUGAUCAGUAUAAACAGUUUGAAUCCAGGCAUGCAAGUGAAACUUAGCAUUUAACAUUAUAUAUGCGCUUUAUAGAGUUAUGCUUGCAAGACUGUAAAAGUGUAUUUAAACAAUUUCAGAGUUAUCUGCUACAUCAUUGAUUGGCUAAAUCCCUUUCUAAUCUAAUCUCAGUGAGAAAUUGGUAUGUUUUCAUAUCUUCAUUUUAGUUUCUUGCAUUAAAACAUACACACGCACAAAAAAAAAAAGAGCAAACGUGUCACCAUCGACAUCCAUCUUUUGGUCAAACACUCCAGUGUGCUGUAAGAGUGAGACAGCAUGUUGGAUUUCAGGACAACAAAACUGAAGCAGCUAUUCAAAGUUCAGCCAUAAUUAAUUGAUUUGUACACCUCUCGUAAUCUGAUGUAAACGUAGUAUUUGAGAUUUCAAACUGCAGCAGAUUUGGGUGUUUCAGUAUGACUAUGACAAGAUAAAAAAUAAUCUACUUAAUAUUCAAAGGUGAAAUCAGUUAAUUAAGUUCAUGACUUUUCAGUGAUGUUUGGAUAUGGAACGUCUGUACUGAUAAAUGUAACUGUCAAAACUAUUUUUCGAGGCGAGCGUGCAGCAAGAUGUUCUUGUCUGCCUGUCUUGUUUGUAAAUACAUAAUUAUUUGGAUUAUGCUGAAAUUCAGAAUAAGGUUUGUGGUUUCAACUAUUUUUUUUUUUUAAUUUUAAGAUGCUCUGUGUUUUGGAACAAAACCCUUCAGAGUUGAAAUAUUGUGAGUUGACAAAUGUCUGCUUCUGCACAUCUGUCUAGGAGAUCAGUUAAUUGGUGAACUGUUGUCAUGGUAACCUGAUAAAAUGAUGAGGUGCAGUAAAAAAGGGAUCUGCAACACUGUUUUCGACUGACAUUUUAAGCAGCUUUUCAACAGAAACGUGAAGAAUUGAACCAACGGUUGCCGCUUCGUCUUUAAGUUAAAUAACGAGGACUUGGUUUGAACCGAACACGAAUCAAGGGUUUAAUUACUGUGCCUAUAUGAAUUACUUUCAAACAGGGAAGUAAAACACUAUUUAACGUGAAAGAGUACUGUGUUUGAAUUGAAGUGCUAUGUACUGUUUUGUAGUUUUCGUUUCCUCUUUUCUUUUCUCACGUUGUACAGAAUUGAAAAUACCCAAACAGCUGAAAAACACUCAUGAAUGGGACGUGGCCAUUUUGGUAGCUUUUUAUUUACAGCGUGUUUUUAGGGUGUUUUAUAUGAAAGCUAUUUUUUAGUCUUGCUGUACUUCUAUUCAACUGCUGUAAUUUUGUACGGCAUCGUGUUUGUCAGCAUGAAUUGUGUUUUAUUCAACUGGUGUUUGAGCACACAUUGUGACUUCAUGUACAAGAAUAUACUUGUACAAGGGCUAUCAUUUCUAAAUCAUUUUGAACAAACAAAACUUAAUUCAAACAGUGAUCUUCUGAGGUUUAAGACUCCUGAUACACUAGGAUAUUUUCUAUGAAUUAUUUCAACUAUUGAAUUUGUCUGAUUUGUGUCUGUGCACACAUUAUUUCUCUUAACAGCGUUCCACAA